AUGGGACAGCCACAUCCUUGGCAACACAGCAAAGGACUGUUACGGGUAAAUCUAUUGCUUAGGGCCAUCAAACGUUUACAAGGACAGAGUCGGAGAAUUCGUCUUCCCUUUACAGCGGAUCUUAUUUUCCUCAUGUAUUCUACUUUAAAAGCUGAUGUAUUUGAUCCUUUUACUGAUGUCCUCAUGCAGUCUGUUAUUUUGCUGGCUUUCUUUGGCUUCCUCCGGUGUGGGGAGUUCACCAUUAAUUCCAAUCGUUUUGACAGGUCUGCUCAUUUAUGCAUUGAGGACAUCAGUUUUGAGGGUGACACCCAGGCUUUUCUGAGACUCAAAUCAUCCAAGACUGAUCCUUUUCGUAAAGGUGUUUUAAUCAAAUUUUUCCAAAACCACCGUAUGUGCCCUGUGGCUACCAUCCUUCAGUACUUGUCUUUAAGACAGGCGAUGGUGCCAAAACCAACGUUCGGGGACCCUUUGUUUGUGAGUAAAGAUAAUCGCCCACUGACUCGGUCAACCUUCCUAACUUACCUGCAUAGAAUUUUGAGUGUUUUAGGGAUUGAUUCAAGCAGGUACUCUGGUCACUCUUUCCGCAUCGGGGCGGCUACCUCAGCGGCUACAGCUGGUAUUCCUGAUCACAUGAUCAAAACACUUGGGCGCUGGAAUUCAGAUACUUACUACAG
Molecule: messenger RNA, 674 nt
Organism: Saccoglossus kowalevskii
Lineage: Eukaryota; Metazoa; Hemichordata; Enteropneusta; Harrimaniidae
Source: RefSeq, a predicted model, not a curated record